AUAGUGCUAUAUAUACGUGUGUGUUUUCCUUUUAUCAACUUUCAAAUUGCUUCUGGUUAUGCUAUGCUUAUCUUAUGAGGGUUGUGCAAGCUUUUCAGGAUAUGAAGCUCACAAGCUGAAUGAGCGAGCAUCUGUGGAGUUUGGGGUCAAUUUGGAACCUCAUAGCUCCACCAGCAAUCUCGAGGGGCCUUCCCAGUAUCCCUACAUUCUAUCUGAAGGAAGGGCAAGUCUAAGUAGUGCGGAGAAGAAGAAAGUUGAGGAGAAAGUUCAAGCAAUUCAAUCUGAACUUCCUAUCUAUGUGGUAGUAAUGACCAAAAGCCGGAUUAAUGCCGAUCAAUUGGGCAUCCGCAUGGAAUACGGUGCAAGACAUAUUCCACACAUAAACAGAAAAACGGAUCUCAUGCUUCAGGCAGAGGGAAGUACCGAGCAGCACACCUGCAGAUUGGUAAUAGAUCAGAGCGGAAAGAGGUGGAUUCGUCGUGGCUGGAAGGAUUUCGUCACCGAGAAUAAAGUGCGGGAGGGGGAUAUCUGCCUCUUUGAACGGGGAGAGAGCACGAAAAAGCUCAGGAUGAUGGUCUAUUUCAUCCGCAGGUCAAGUCAGACAUAGAGAUCGAUGUAGCUCAAGGCCUAGUAUUCUAUGUACUGCUAGUUAAUGCGUUGUCCGUAUGGUUCUAACCAUGGUGCCCUGCCAUGACAUGACAGUGAAUGAACUUGUCUCUAAUUUGGGAUAGGUUGGAGUCUAGUUUGUCUCUAGUUAGCAGUACUGUCUGAUGCUCAUAUGUACUUAUAUUAUUUCUGGUUAGGAGGAUGUCUCCAGGUGAUGUGAUAA
This is a messenger RNA of Aegilops tauschii subsp. strangulata, 829 nucleotides long. RefSeq names its product B3 domain-containing protein Os03g0620500-like. Lineage: Eukaryota; Viridiplantae; Streptophyta; Magnoliopsida; Poales; Poaceae. The record is from RefSeq and is a predicted model, not a curated record. Gene Ontology annotation, molecular function: DNA binding.